Molecule: messenger RNA, 431 nt
Organism: Neofelis nebulosa (Clouded leopard)
Lineage: Eukaryota; Metazoa; Chordata; Mammalia; Carnivora; Felidae
Product: non-histone chromosomal protein HMG-14-like
Exons: 1
Coding region: 1-306 (101 amino acids)
Biological process (GO): chromatin organization
Cellular component (GO): chromatin; nucleus
Molecular function (GO): nucleosomal DNA binding
Source: RefSeq, a predicted model, not a curated record
AUGCCCAAAAGGAAGGUCAGCUCUACCAAGGGGGUGGAGAAGAAGGAGCCCAAUGGAAGGGCAGCGAGGUUGUCAGCUAAAUCUGCUCCUGCAAAAUUGGAAAUGAAAUCCAAAAAGGUGACAGGAAAGGAUAAAUCUGCAGACAAGAAAGUGCAAACAAAGGGGGAAGGCAAAGCAAAGAGAAAACAGGCUGAAGUGGCUAACCAAGAGACAAAAGAAGCCUUACCCGCAGAAAACGGAGAAACUAAAAAUGAGGAGAGCCCAGCCUCUGAUGAAGCAGGAGAGAAGGAAGCCAAAUCUGAUUAAUAUCAUAUCCCAUGUCUUAUCAGUGUUCCCUGUCUCCCUCCUUGUACAAUCCAGAGGAAUAUUGUUAUCAUCUAUUUUGUAAAUGCAAGUUUUUUAGUAGCUCUAGAAACAUUUUAAGAAGGAGG